Micromonas commoda is the source of this 1161-nucleotide messenger RNA. RefSeq lists its product with no specific name. The transcript has a single exon. Bases 1 to 1161 code for a protein of 386 amino acids. Lineage: Eukaryota; Viridiplantae; Chlorophyta; Mamiellophyceae; Mamiellales; Mamiellaceae. The record is from RefSeq and is a predicted model, not a curated record.
AUGUCGACCAUCGGCGCGUCGCUGGAGCGCUCGGGGCUCGGCGUCGAUCCCGUGCGGAUCGUAUCGCGACGUCGCACCGCGAAACGCGCCGCGCGGAGCACCCCGGCGGCCGCGUCGGGCGGCGAUAGGAUCUCGGACGUCACCGCCGUCGCGUCCCAAACGUCCCAACAACCCUCCAGGCGCGUCGCGCUCGCCUCCAUCGUCCUGGCGGCGGCGUCCGUCGGCGACGUCCGCGACCCAUCCGCCAUCGCGUCGACGAGCGAGCCGAUCGUGGGCGACUGCCCGGAAUGCGUCGGCGUCGUCAACGACCUCCUGAACAGCUGUCCCCCGGAGACCGAGGCGUGCGUGUCGUCUCAGGACGACGAUGAGUACCACUUCACGGCGCCGUGGGCCUACCCCGGAGACCGCGCGACCGCGAUGAGGAGGCUCGUCGCCGUCGCCACCGGCGCGGAGACGGGAAGAAUCGCGGGCGAAGCCUCGCCCGGCGCCGACGCCGGCGCCUCCAUCGACGUCUACGGCCGCGAUAAGCGCGAGGUGGCCGAGUUCAUCGUCGGCGCAACGGGUGCCUUCAUCAGGGGUGGGGGCCGCGACUCGCUUCCGCCCAAGCCGCCCAUACGCGGCGCGCCAUCGCGCGGCGGCGGCGGGAUGGGGGUUGGUCUGGUCGGUAAGGUGUUCGGCGCGGACGACGCGGGCGCGGGUUCGAUCUCGGCGACCGCCGUCAGGGUCGCCGCGUACGACGAAGCCGCCGGGUACGUGAGGCUCGUCGCGGGUGGCGACACAGCUGGCGGCGACGUCGACACAGCUGUGGCUCGCGGCGACGUCGACACGGCUGGCGGGGAUCUCGGGACGUUCGACGUGGAGUUGCUGUUUUGGGACGAUGACGAGGUGGUGAACGUGAGGGUGGCGUCGAGGGACGCCCCCACGAACGGCCGAUGGUCGCUGAGCUACGUGGACGGGGUGCGAUUUAACAAAAACGCCGCGAGGGACCUGGCGGAGGCUCUGCGAAUCUCGCUCGGGUGGGAAGUCCUGCCGGUGAUCAGCGAGUUCGACCCGAGGUUCAACAACGGAAAGAGGCUGUGGUUCGAGAAGGCGCUGUCGCCGUUCGUGGAUCCCUCGGUCAUGGACGCGCCGCGCGGGGGUAAGGGCCCCUACAGCCGGUAA